AUGGAUACAAUCAAAGUGUAUUCAACAAAGUGAACCAGGUAUAUGACAUAUCACAAUUUUUUACCCGAAUGUGACAUGUUUGUUGCCAUUGAUUUAACCCAUACAUUUAUUCAAAAAUUCAAAUUUUGAAAUUCAAAAGUAAACAAAUUUUAAACCAAAAAAUAAUAUUUUUUAAAUGAAUAAAAGAAAAUGCCGAAUACUUUCUGCUUAGGCAAAACAACUCAUGGAAGCAAUUUACUAAGGUUUUGUGCUCCAACUGACAAAUUGCAAACAAUUUUAUCAAUAUAUAUUAUAUUGUUAAAGUUAAAAAAGACGGGUUAAUGUAAACAAAUACAUGUAUUGUUUACUAUUUUAUUGUCAAAAGCGGGUGUGUCAAAUACUUAGUUCACUUUGUUGAAUACACUUUGGAUACAAUCGCGUUAAAUUUAAGUGAUAGUGAUAGUGAAAAUGAAAAUUGUGUAAAAAUUCGUCGUGAGCGCAGAAAUUUAAGAAAUAGUUCAAAAGACAUAUUGGAAAUGGAUGAUUUUAAUUUCAUCAAAAAUUUUCGCGUCAACAAAAGAGCAUUUACAUAUAUUUUAAGGGAAUACGAAAAUGUAUGUGGAAAUGAUAAGAGACAAGGUUCUCUUUCUCCGAAAUUAAAGCUUGCUGCAUGUCUACGUUUCUUUGCCACAGGCAACUAUCAGCAUUGCAUUGGAAAGGACUUCAAUAUAAAUGUGGCCCAAUCGACAUUCUGUGGAAUAUUGGAAGAAGUUCUUAACUGUCUUGAGUACAGGCUAUGUUCGAGGUGGAUUUCUAUUUACAUGACUGACAGCGAAGAAUUGGAAUCAAAAACCUUUUUUUUUGUCAAAUCAAAAAUUCCAGGCGUGACAAUGGCAGUUGAUGGAACUCACAUAAAGAUAAUGGCUCCAAAAGGAGAUAAACAUCUCUAUUAUAACCGCAAAGGAUUCUCAAGUCUGAACGUUAUGAUUGUGUGCGACCACAAAAUGCAAAUACGUUACGUAUGUGCUAAAUAUCCAGGCAGUAGUCACGAUUCUCAUAUAUGGGAUUUGAGUGACAUGAAAUCUAUCAGCGCUACCAAUUAUCGGAGAGGAAAUGCAAAUUUAAUAUUAGGUGACAAAGGAUACCCUCUUCAACCGUGGCUUAUAACUCCAUUUAGAGAACCAAUCACAUGCCUUAGAAAAAGAAGAUUUAAUACGCGUCAUGCUAAAGGCCGAAUAAUUGUUGAGAAAACAAUAGGUUUAUUAAAAUCUGUAUUUCGUUGCCUUUGCAGUGAACGAGGUCUACAUUACGAGCCAUUUAAAGCAGCGCGUAUUGUUAAUUUCUGCUGUGCAUUGCAUAAUAUUCGUUUGAAUUUUAAUUCUAACGAAACUUUUAAUGAGCCAUACCUGGAUACAACUGAAAAUGAAUAUUCCAUCGAUGAUGACAAUGAUUUAGAUGAUAUGCCCACCGACGAAGCAAGUAGAAUAAGAGAUAGUUUAUUAGACUAAGUUAAAAAACAUAAAAAUUCAUUAAAACGAAAUGUUUUGUUAGUUCCCAAAAA
Molecule: messenger RNA, 1540 nt
Organism: Zeugodacus cucurbitae (melon fly)
Lineage: Eukaryota; Metazoa; Arthropoda; Insecta; Diptera; Tephritidae
Product: putative nuclease HARBI1
Exons: 4
Coding region: 516-1487 (323 amino acids)
Source: RefSeq, a predicted model, not a curated record